GGCCCUCGUUGGCGGUCCCGCACCGGCUCGCGGGUCGCCUUCCGGGCCGCGGGAGUCGGGAGCCGGCGGUCGCCUACCAGCCAAGCUGCUUCUGCCCGCCGCUUAGCGUGGACGCGCGUCCGGUCUUCCCGGCCCCGUGGCUCACGCGGUGUGACGUUGGACUUGGCCAUGAACUCCGGGGGAAGGAGGCCCGAGGCCGCGGGGACCAGAGGAAGCAGGGCGCCCAGGCCCCGGGAACAGGACCAAGAUGUGCAUCUGUCCAAGGCUCUGUCCUAUGCCCUGCGCCAUGGGGCCCUGAAGCUGGGGCUCCCCAUGGGGGCUGACGGCUUCGUGCCCCUGGGCGCCCUCCUACAGCUGCCCCAGUUCCACAGAUUCUCAGCUGAAGAUGUGCAGCGUGUGGUGGACACCAAUGGGAAGCAGCGGUUCACCCUGCAGCAAGGGGACCCCAGCACCGGCCCUCUCAUCCGAGCCAAUCAGGGCCACUCUCUGCAGGUGCCUGAGCUGGAGCUGACGCCCUUGGAGACCCCCCAGGCCUUGCCCGGGACGCUCGUGCAUGGCACGUUUCGGCAGCACUGGCCGUCCAUCCUGCUCAAGGGCCUGUCCCGCCAGGGAAGGAUGCACAUCCACCUGGCCCCGGGACUGCCUGGGGACCCCGGUGUCAUCAGUGGCAUGCGGCCGAACUGCGACGUGGCCGUGUUCAUCGAUGGGCCCCUGGCCCUGGCAGAUGGAAUCUCCUUCUUCCGCUCUGCCAACGGGGUGAUCCUGACUCCCGGGAAUGCUGAUGGCUUCCUGCUUCCCAAGUACUUCAAGGAAGCCCUGCAGCUGCGCCCUACCCGGAAGCCCCUCUCCUUGGCUGGUAAUGAAGAGACAGAGUGUCCAAGUAGCCCGGGCACAGUUCCAGAGGAGGAAGCGUGGCCCAACCAUAACAUAUGUAUUUAAAAAAGAAAAGGAGAUGUAAAAAGUUGACAAACAGCAGUCCAUUUGAAACCACCAGUUGUCACGCUGUAGCUACAGUGGGUCUUUCUCUUGCGUUGGGGACUACAGUGAGGUGAGGCUGUUGGUCUCGGCCACUGGGACGAGAGAGGUGGGCUCUGUGGUCAGGCGGGCCCCCGGCCCUAGCCUGCAGGAUGGCAGUCUGGCCCAGCUGGGUGUCUGGCUGACACAAAGCCAGAGUUAGUAGGUGAUGUGCCCAGCUUGGUGCGUGUCUGCAGAGGGUGUGGGCAGCAGGUCGUCCCAGUGGCUGUGAGCUUGGAAGUGGCCAUAGCAGCUGGUGAGCCACACG
This is a messenger RNA of Condylura cristata (star-nosed mole), 1282 nucleotides long. It is a transcript of the gene TRPT1, whose product is annotated as tRNA phosphotransferase 1. The record is from RefSeq and is a predicted model, not a curated record. Gene Ontology annotation, molecular function: tRNA 2'-phosphotransferase activity. NCBI's taxonomy places the organism in Eukaryota, Metazoa, Chordata, Mammalia, Eulipotyphla, Talpidae. The coding region runs from base 169 to 939 and encodes 256 amino acids. Gene Ontology annotation, biological process: tRNA splicing, via endonucleolytic cleavage and ligation. The transcript has 8 exons.